Molecule: messenger RNA, 2404 nt
Organism: Mytilus trossulus (common blue mussel)
Lineage: Eukaryota; Metazoa; Mollusca; Bivalvia; Mytilida; Mytilidae
Exons: 2
Coding region: 87-1775 (562 amino acids)
Molecular function (GO): zinc ion binding
Source: RefSeq, a predicted model, not a curated record
UUGUAGCAAAUAUACUUCCCUGUUGGUUGAAUAUUCAUUUCAGUUUUGGUAUAUGGUAUUUCUGUCAAACGUUAACCUUUCCAAGGAUGGCAUCAUCUACUGGUAAGCUAUGUGGUCCAUGUGAAGUAAGAUAUAACACUACGACUGCUGUUAGUUGGUGUAUGGACUGUGAUGAUGGACUAUGUUCCUCGUGUUUAGAGGACCACAAAGUCAACAAAGCAAGUAAGAAACACCAGACCAUACCAGUAAGCCAGUACGUAGAAGUAGAAUCAGUUUCUUCACUUAUUAAGCAGGAAUGUGAAGAGCAUGACCAGAGACUAACUUUUUAUUGUCUUGAUCAUUGCGUCACAGCUUGUGCCCUUUGUGUACCGGAAAAACAUAAACAAUGCAGCAGAAUAAAACCUAUUGAAGAACUUGCCAGUAAUGCUAAAACGUCGGCAGAACUAUUUAACGUUGAAAGGGGAAUCAAGGAGCUCUAUAAUACUGUAGAUGAACUUAAAAAUCACAGCCAACGAAACAUUGCUACAAUUAAAUACCAGCAAAAAAAUAUUUUAAGGGAAAUUAAAUCUUUUCGAAAACAGAUAAAUGAGCAUCUGGAUAAUCUAGAAUCAAAUUUGUUAAAGGAAUUAGAAGAUAAAAGCGACCAAAAUAAAGCCGAAAUAAACUUGUUUCUAGCAAAAUUGAAGGAAAAGGGAGAAAAAAUAAAGAGUCUCGGAAAAACAAUACAUCAAUUAAAAGAAUCAUUAUCCGACGUUCAAGUCUUUUUAGCAACAAAGGGUUUCGGUGAGAAAUUGCGAGAAGAACAAGAAUGGGUUGCAACUGUAUGUACCCAAAAUGAAGCAAAAGAGUCUGUUCUAGAACUAUCCACUGAUCCGCAACUGAAACAAUUGGUAUCUGACUUAAAAGGUUUUGGUAUGAUACAUGUUGUCCAAAAUCCGUGUCAGAUUAAGACCGACGCAUGGGAGCACCAAAGAGCACAGUUGAAUGUACCUAUGACCGCAGGCAAAGAUAUUGACCAGACAAAACUAAAGCUAAUACGCGAGAUUUCUUUUGGAGUCGGUAAAAGUAUUAAAGAUUGUGCAAUUGUCAAUGAUGGAAGAAUGGUUUUUGCAGAUUAUAAUAACGAUGAGGUUUUAGUGCAUAAUCCAGAGGGACAGUUAUUGAAAUCAAUAAAUGUCGACAUGUCUCCUUAUGGAUUGGCUGUGAUAAGUUCCAUUACCGUAGCCGUAACAUGUUGUAAACAUAAAACAAUAAACAUUGUAAAUAUUGAUGAUUGCGUCGUCAAACAGAAAAUAAAAGUUGGAAAACCUUGCUGUGGUUUAUCUUACCACGCUGACAAACUUUAUGUCCUUGCAAAACACACAGGAAUACUAGAGUUUGAUUUAGCAGGAAAUCUCAUCAGAACAAUACCAGUAGAUGUUCUAUCUAAUGAAGGCUAUUUAUGUUUUUACAAGGAUACAUUUUGUUACACUUGUUACCAAGAUUUCGACGAAAGUUUCAUAGCAUGCUGCGAUGAUAAUGGUAAAGAAAUCUGGAAGUUGAACGUUGCUGAUUCUGGUGUCACAGCUGAUAACUAUGGAAAUUUUUUCGCUUCAAAUUCCUCUGAUAGUACAUUGCAAAUAGUAUCAGACGACGGUAAAAAAACCAAAAAACUUCUAGAUCUACAUGAUCCGCAUAAGGAAACUUUUCUUGAAGGUGUCUUCUUUGACAAAAACAGCAGUGCAUUACUUGUAACAUGUACCUCAGGGACUGCAAGGCUCUACCGCGUCAUUUGAAUAUUUAAAACCAUGGAUUAGAAAUUAUUUUUAUGAUUUAUGAAAUUUCUACUAAAGAUCAAAUAUACGCAUGUACAAAUGGCAAAUAUUUCAUAAUAGAAAUAGAUUUUGACUUCAAUUUAGAUGAAUAAAAAGAGAUGUGAGUAAACACCAAUUAGACAUCAUACAAAUGAUAAAAAAGAAACUGUAAAUCUAUUUGGGUGGUUAUUAUCCGAUUUUCUCUAUCAACAGCAUCAUUUUUAAUCUUUAUUGUUCUCUUAAUUAUUUUACUUACAAACAGUACAGAUAAGAUCGAGUGUUCGGUCAAAAUUCCACUACACUCUACAAUAUAACAGUACUACACAAAGCAUAUACCAUACAAAAGAAUAUAAGUACUAACUUCAUUUCACACUUUAUGGAUCGACAUCAUACUAUUUAACCAUGAUGGCAGAUAUUUAUUUAUGAGUAGUACUUACGUUUUUUCUAAAUGUGUUAUCUGCCAUGUUGCCACAGCGAUGAGAUAUUCGAAGAAAGAAAGAAGCCGUAUAUGAUUGAAGUGUAAAAACAUCCUCGGUGGAGGUCGAUUGGAAUAUCUGACAAAAUCUGUCACCAAUUAUAAGUUGUUCCGGAAGUGCAAUCAUAUGAUAUGU